GUGGAGCAAGCCGGGAACGGCUCCGAGUGCCUCUCGGUGCAGUGCGACCAGUUCAUCCAGGUCGCCACGCAGACGGGGGCAGAGACGCGCAUCGUCGUCCCGUAUUCGAUCCUCAAGGCGAAGAUCGCAGUCCGUUUCCACGUUCACUACGCCAACGCGGCCGAAUCCCUCCAGAUCGUUAGGAGCCUCUGGGAGGCCAGGUCUCUGAGCUACUCAGAGGCCGACGCCGUGGUCAAGCGCGUGCUCGCCGAGGCGACGGCCUGCGUUCAGUUCGACAGCAGCCGCCUCGGCCACCGCGAGAGCGCGCUGCUGCAGGAGGCCCACGUGUGGGUGCGCCGCGUCAAGCCGCUGCUGCACGUGCGGGGCAUGCUGCAGGUCUCGGACCAGGCGGUAUACUUCCAGCCGCACCCCAACUUCUCCUCCAAGCCGGUGAAGCGCGUGCCUCUCGGGGACAUACUGCACGUCUUCCGGCGCGUGCACGGGGUGCAGGCCAACGCCUUGGAGAUCAUCACCGUCGACGGGGGCUGCCUCUACCUUUGCUUCGAGUGCCACAGGGACUGCGACGUCAUCGCAGACAUCCUGAAGGACUUCCUUCAUCCCUCCGAGCACCGCGGCAAGGGCUCCGGGGCCACCUCCAGCUCCGGCGCUGCGCGGCCCGGCCCGCCGCAGCACCUGCAGGACGACGCGGAGGAGAUCACCCGCGACGUCCGAAGGAUGACCGCGCUCUGGCAGAGCGGGUUGCUGUCGAAUUUCCACUACCUGGACUUCCUGAACUGCGCGGCGGGAAGAUCGCGCAACGAUUUUUCGCAGUACCCACGGACACAAGCGGGACCCUGA
Molecule: messenger RNA, 837 nt
Organism: Prorocentrum cordatum
Lineage: Eukaryota; Dinophyceae; Prorocentrales; Prorocentraceae
Source: the annotation of a GenBank genome assembly